Molecule: messenger RNA, 447 nt
Organism: Anisakis simplex (herring worm)
Lineage: Eukaryota; Metazoa; Nematoda; Chromadorea; Rhabditida; Anisakidae
Source: the annotation of a GenBank genome assembly
AUGAAGAAGGGACGCGAGGGACAGGGCACGUUUGGCGCACCUAAACCUGAGGUGUCGAAAGAACAACAAGAGGAAGCUAAGCGUAAUUUCAUCGCGGCCGUCUCACGCAAAGUGUUUGAUCCGGCCGAUUUGCUGGAAAAUGAUUUGCGAAUGCAAAUCAAGCAACUUCACGUGCGAAUCUGUAAACUGGAAGCAGAUAAAUACGAUUUGGAGAAGCGUCACGAGCGACAGGAGUACGAUUUGAAAGAACUACACGAACGAGAGCGUCAGGUGGCACGCAAUCGUGCCCUACAGAAGGGUUUGGACCCGGAGGAGGCGGCUCGUUCCCUGCAUCCGCCAAAAGUGAACGUGGCCUCGAAAUUCGACCGUCAAAUCGAUCGCAGAUCAUACGCGGAUCGUCGUGAUCUGUAUGAGAAGGUCGGCGUUUUGGUCUUGCUUUUGUUUUGA